GGUUGCAGCGCGGAAGUUCAGUACAAGCAGGGUUAGUUAUGUAUAUGUAUACAGGCAGGAGCAUGAGCUGAGCUGAUGAUAUUAUUUCUUUAACCUCCAGUUUCACAGCAGCCAACAACAUGGUGAACAUCGGUCUCACCAAGGUGGACGAUGCGCUGGCGGCGAAACAUCCGGGUCUGGGGAACUACGCAGCCUGUCAGUCUCACGCCUUCAUGAAGGGGACGGGGACCUUCAUUCUUGGUGCUGGUGCUUUAUUUGCCAUUCAGACGGCUCUCCAGCGGAAGCUCCCUUAUCCUCUCCAGUGGAACCUCCUGAUUGCAACGGUGGGGUCAUCCAUAGGAAGUUAUGCAGUGACCCGCUGGGAAACACAGAAAUGCUCAGACCUUUGGAUGUUGCUGGAAACAGGACAAGUCCCGGACAGAUCGCCACCACAGGUGCCUCAACCAGAGGAGCCAAAAGGAACUGGAAAGACAAAAUAUGGGGACGUUAUGGAUUAAACAUAUAGUUUUAAACUUGUGUAUCUUCUGUAUAUAACUACACCUUAUCAGAAAAUCUACAAUGGUGGAGACAUUCAGAUAAGCUCAGUGCUGAGUGUGAGAUAGUGUAUGCUGUAUUUAACGCCAGGGUUGUUUUUAUUUUUUUGUUUUUCAUUUUGAACAUGAAUGAAGCUUCAUUUUUUUUUCCACUUUCCACUUUGAGUUUGUGGUGUUAUUUAAUUUCAUAACAGCAUUACUGUGAGGAUAAACAGCAGACUUUCCUGAAUCAGAGGUCAGGAAUUAGUUCAGGCUUUUUGGAGGAGUUCCAUGUUAAGCUUGAGAUCCAGUAUUUGGAUGUGUUAGUUUGACAUGCAACAGAUUUGGACCGGUGAAGCCAGCCACUAGUUGUCACUGCAGACCCUCAUGGGAUUUUCAGCCAUGGGGAUUGUACUCACUGGUGGCUUGAACAAACCAGUUUUCAAGUCUACGAUCUAAAUUACACAUUGAUCAUUUUAAUCAUGUAUGCCUCGGACUGAAGAGAGCAAACCAUGAUUCAUCCUUUUAAAUGAAUAAACAUUCUUGACUAUUUAAUAAAAAAAAGGCUCCAGGCAGCAGUGUAAUCCACGUGAAAUCAUUUACAGCUGCUGCUUUAAGCCACUGCAUGUUCAUUCAUCCGUCCUCAGUGCAGCGAUGCUGUAAUGAACACUGCCAUAUCUCAAAAUGACUAAAAAUUCAUCCGCUUUGGAUUUAUAUCAAUUUGUCGCCUCCGCCAAAAAUCAUAAAUUCCAUGAGGUUAGGUGCUAAUUUAUAAUGACAGCAUGAGCAGUUUGUUAGGAAGAUGAAAAGACGUGAAGGAGGGAAAUGUAGAAGGACUGGUGAGAAGUAAAAAGUGAAAGGGACAUGUUUGUAAUAAACUUUAGGUCUUCCUCAGUCCUGUUACAAGCUGCCUUCUAAUGAUUUUACUGAGACGUGUGUUUAAUUAAGGUGUAAACACAUUCACAAAUCCACUCUGUGUUUUGUUAUUCAAACAUGCAUAGUUAUAAAAGUGUAAAAUACAAUAAAAAAGAAUGGGGAAAAAA
Acanthopagrus latus (yellowfin seabream) is the source of this 1555-nucleotide messenger RNA. It is a transcript of the gene tmem141, whose product is annotated as transmembrane protein 141. NCBI's taxonomy places the organism in Eukaryota, Metazoa, Chordata, Actinopteri, Spariformes, Sparidae. The record is from RefSeq and is a predicted model, not a curated record. The transcript is spliced from 5 exons. Bases 120 to 497 code for a protein of 125 amino acids.